Messenger RNA from Musa acuminata AAA Group (dessert banana), 681 nucleotides. RefSeq lists its product as uncharacterized. The transcript has a single exon. Bases 1 to 681 code for a protein of 226 amino acids. The record is from RefSeq and is a predicted model, not a curated record. NCBI's taxonomy places the organism in Eukaryota, Viridiplantae, Streptophyta, Magnoliopsida, Zingiberales, Musaceae.
AUGGGCUCUUGUGUUAGCAAGUGCUACACCAGUCCUCAUCCUCCUCCUCCUCCUCCCCCUGACCUUGAUUCUUGCGUUCUGCAAGACAAGCUCGUCAUUUCUGAAUCCGCUCCUCCUCCCAACUCUCUCUCCUGUGCUCUCUCCAAGGCACAGACUCCCUCCUCCUCUUCCUGUUCCUUGUUGUCUUCUUCUUCUCCUUCCGUUUCCUCCUCCUCCUCCUCCUCCUCCUCGAACUCGUGUAGUAGCACUUCUUCGCUGCUGCAAUACUCGAGCGCACACAAGCAUGGUGAAGCUGUGAAGCCUAAGCCUGUCAAGUCUGCUGUCCAAACUCUGCAGCCUACACCGAAGAAAUCGGUUCCAGCAAAGAGAGCUCGCUCUUCCUCGCCGAAUGCGGUCGCUGGGCGUAAGGUUUACAGGACCGAGAACAGCUCGGCGGCGGUGGCGGCUCCUCAGAGACGGAGAAGCACGCAGAUCGAGAAGCAAAGACACGAUGUUAUGGUUCCUCAGAUCACCGCAAGGAAGGACAACACCCGACUCCGGCAAAGUUUGAGCUCAGAGAAAGAGAUAAGGGUGCACCACAUCCACCAUGUCCACAACGCACAGGAGGUCUCAUCUGGGGUUCCUCUCGCCGACGACCUAGACAAUCCUCUCAUAUCAAUGGACUGCUUCAUCUUUCUUUGA